AUCCUUCUCUGUUGCUCACAGUACCCAAUCGAGGUGCAAAGCUACAUAUCUGGGUCUAAAAGAGACGGAGAACUGAAAUGUCCUAUAAAGGUAUUGAAAUGCUACAAAGUGCGAUAAAAAUAAGAAAUUGAAGCAAAAUUUAUUGUGGGUAUAUCUUUAUUCUCAUUUUCCGAUUCUUUGCUUUCUGGGUUUCAUGAUGUUCAUUGCAUGAGAUCUAAAUUUGGUCUUUUAUUAUAGUGGGCCUCAAGGUUUAAGCAGAAUUUUCAUAUUUACAAAUUUUGGAUUGCCAAUUUGCUAUUGGAGAUUCUGUAGUUUCUUUGAUUAAAUUGUGAAUGUGGGGGAGGAGAACCACCCCUGCUUGUAAGAACCAAUAAUCUUCAAUUUAUGUACAGCAUGACGCUGGUCUGGCAGUCGGUACUUGCUGUUUUAGUUCCCAGUAUUGCUGCCAUUCUGGUCCUGAUUAUGAAUAAUCAUGAAUUUUCUUUUAGCCACCCUCUUAUAAUCUUCUCAGUGUUCAAUACCAUUAUUGUUGCUUCAAUAGUCGGAAGUCGUAAGUCGCCUGUGCAUGUAACCGCGGGAGACUUGCCAUUUUUUUCCUACUGGUUUGAAGUUGAAGGUGCUUAUGAAUCAAUCAUUAAGGUAAACCACAAGGAAGAAGAAAAAGAAGUUUUAUACUGCAUGACGCUGGUCUGGCGGUCGGUACUUGCCGUUUUAGUUGUUAGUAUUGCUGCCAUUCUGGUCCUGAUUCUGAAUAAUCAUGGAUUCUCUUUCAACCACCCUCUUAUAAUCUUCUCAGUGUUCAACACCAUUAUUGUUGCUUCAAUAGUCGGAAGCCAUAAGUCGCCUGUGCAUGAAACUGAGAGAGAUAUG
Rubroshorea leprosula is the source of this 870-nucleotide messenger RNA. NCBI's taxonomy places the organism in Eukaryota, Viridiplantae, Streptophyta, Magnoliopsida, Malvales, Dipterocarpaceae. The record is from the annotation of a GenBank genome assembly.